Alternaria atra is the source of this 1098-nucleotide messenger RNA. RefSeq lists its product as uncharacterized. The coding region runs from base 1 to 1098 and encodes 365 amino acids. The transcript is spliced from 3 exons. NCBI's taxonomy places the organism in Eukaryota, Fungi, Ascomycota, Dothideomycetes, Pleosporales, Pleosporaceae. The record is from RefSeq and is a predicted model, not a curated record.
AUGGCUGACCUACGAUCGACCACUAUCAGCGUCAACCUGACUCUGAUUGUGUUGACUUCCCUUGCAAUCAGCUGCCGUAUCGGGAGGAAAAUACGGAUACUGAGCAGUUUCGGCUGGCAUGAUGCACUCGCUACCUUUGCGGCGUCUGCCGCUAUUAUCCUGUCCAUCAUUCAGAUGUACGCCACACGUCUCGGAGCUGGUCUACACGAGAAAGAUAUUGACCCAAACAACAUGGAGCUACUACUCAAGUUGGUCAUGGCAGCCCUACUCUUUUACUUCUCCGUCAACUGGGCCGUGAAGCACUCACUGCUCUUCUUCUACGCCGAACUCACUUUCGAACCCUGGGCCCGUCGAUGGAUCUACGUCAUGCACGUAAUCGCCUUCUCCUUCGGUUUCACCUGCGUCGUCACAAGCAUCUUCCAAUGCAUCCCCGUCGCGAAAUGGUGGGACCCAACCAUUGAUGGAUACUGCAUCAACCUGAACAACUUCAGCUACUUCAACUCUAUUUUCAUGUUAGCCUGCGAUCUCGUGCUCUACAUCAUGCCAGUCAUCUUCACCUGGAACCUCAAGCUACGUCGUCACCAUCGAAUCGCCGUCAAUAUCCUUUUCGCGAUGGGAGGCUUGGUCCUGGCCGCAAGUGCCACACGUGUCUAUUUCGUACACCAGCUCGCCACCAAAGCAGACUUCCCCUUCCAAUACGCCGCGUCCAUGAUCUGCGCCGUCAUCGAGAACCACCUCGCCGUCAUCGUCGCCUGCGCCCCUAGCAUCAAAGCAGUCCUGAUCCGAUACUACCCCAGCCUGCAAAGCAAAUUCGAGAGAAUCAUCUCGGACGAGGGCUCAAGGGGCAAAGGCUACAGGACUGGGAGUAGUGAUCGCGUUACCUACGACCCGGAGGCUGGAAGCGCUGGCUCCAACGACGUCAAGUUGCAGAUUGUCAAGACUCAGGAUGUCAAGGUUGAGAGGCCUGAGAGGCCCGAGAGGCCAGAUGCGAACAGGAUGAUUACGAGCAAUAGCGCGAAGAGUGAGAAUAGUUUGCUCGGGCGCUGGUGGCGGGCGCCCAACAAUUGGAAUGUUGGUGUUGAGAGUAAUGCGAAGUAA